Colletotrichum destructivum is the source of this 873-nucleotide messenger RNA. RefSeq names its product Putative cytochrome c oxidase subunit IV family. Bases 168 to 680 code for a protein of 170 amino acids. Gene Ontology annotation, biological process: mitochondrial electron transport, cytochrome c to oxygen. The record is from RefSeq and is a predicted model, not a curated record. NCBI's taxonomy places the organism in Eukaryota, Fungi, Ascomycota, Sordariomycetes, Glomerellales, Glomerellaceae. The transcript is spliced from 3 exons.
CUUCUAGGUAGCCAAAAAAACCCUCUCUUCCCUUUCGACGGCCCAUUUCGAACGAACCGCAACCAACCCCCCCGACGUCACCUCAAUUGAGCUCCCUCCGCUCUCUCGAACCGUCCCUUUAGCGAUUUUCGACUCCCCCAGACAAAACCACGACCGAAAACCACACAAUGUUGCGAACCCCGACCGUUUCCCUGGCCCGUGCCGGCCUGCGCGCCGCCCAGCAGACCACCGUCAUCCGCCGCGCCGCCACCACCCACGCCAUCUCUAACCCGACACUCGCCAACAUCGAGAAGAGAUGGGAGGGCAUGCCCCUCCAGGAGCAGGCCGAGCUUUGGAUGGCGUUGAGGGACCGCAUGAAGGGCCCCUGGGCGGAGCUGACUCUUCAGGAGAAGAAGGCCGCCUACUGGAUUGCUUUUGGUCCCCACGGUCCCCGCGCCGGCACCCCCGCUGGUGAGGGUACCCGCGUCUUCUGGGGUGUUGCCGCCUCCGUCGCUGCCAGCUUGGCCAUCUUCGCCACCGUCCGCCUCUUCGCCGGCCCUGCCCCCGACACCAUGACCAAGGAAUACCAGGAGGCUUCCAACGAGUUCCUCAAGAACCAAAAUUCCGACCCCAUCACUGGUCUCUCCUCCGAGGGCUACUCCGGCAAGGGCAUGGUCCAGUCUCCUCCCAAGGCCAACUAAUCGAUAUCCUCCUUCCCUAUCGUCUCUUAGAAUCACAAUCACAAUUCGACCAUGGCAGUUUGCCCAUGUAUAAAAGGACUACUAGUAGAGCUGGCAUGGGCUGGGGGGCUUGCGACGUGACUCGAGGACAACCAUCUGCUUGGUGUAAAUACUGUAUUAAAAGAGCUGAAUUCCAAGCAUCUUUCCUUUUGUU